GCGUAAGGUAGUGAAAGCUUUGGAUAUCUAGAGUAAAGGGAGAAAAGCCAUCAAAAUCCUAUUCAUUCCUAGUGCGCGUGUGUUAUUCGUUUAUGCGCUAUCUGUGAACACUUCUUGGACUGAAAUCGGAAUUUGUGUGUGAUUUUUGAAACGAGCAACGCAAUGAUUUGUGAUAAUCAAGUGUGUUAGUGUUGGUACCUACGAGCUCUGCAUCCCUGGUGGUGGUGGCACGGAUUAAAAACCUCUGCACAGCCGAUCGCAAGAAGUUGCCAGGGGCGGCACCGGCCAGCCAGCUGAGGCAGAGGCAGCCAGCCAGCCAGCCAGUGUAGUCUAGCGCAGUGCAGGGCGCGGGACCAGCCGGCGCACCGCAGCAGGUGUCCCCGCCAUGUGUGAUGGCCUGCCAUGAGGGACGGGGUGUCCAACAAGAGCGACACGGGUGAUGACAGCAACGUGGAAAGCGGAGUCGCUACGAGCGCCAGCAGACAUGUGAUGGCGGACGCGUCUCUCGGGAGGUGCAGCCGGCGCAAGCCCGCCGCCCCCUGGCGCAGCCGGCCGCCGCAGGCGGGCGCCGACGACGCCGACGUCGACUGGCCGCUCGGAGACACCGCUUCCAGGCUGCAGGCGGGGCUGCCGGACGCCUUCGACCUGUCGGCGCCGUCGACGUCUUCGUCGUCGGCGCCCGCCACCCCCGUCGGGGGCCUUUUCUCAGGUGUUCGUCAGAGGGAGGGACACUGCAGCAGACUGCGCCAGUCUCUAGCACUGACAUCCGUGCAGUUCUCUUAA
Schistocerca serialis cubense is the source of this 783-nucleotide messenger RNA. RefSeq lists its product as uncharacterized. The coding region runs from base 403 to 783 and encodes 126 amino acids. Lineage: Eukaryota; Metazoa; Arthropoda; Insecta; Orthoptera; Acrididae. The record is from RefSeq and is a predicted model, not a curated record. The transcript has 7 exons.